Messenger RNA from Limulus polyphemus (Atlantic horseshoe crab), 2411 nucleotides. RefSeq lists its product as uncharacterized. The transcript is spliced from 10 exons. Bases 320 to 2113 code for a protein of 597 amino acids. Lineage: Eukaryota; Metazoa; Arthropoda; Merostomata; Xiphosura; Limulidae. The record is from RefSeq and is a predicted model, not a curated record.
UUAAACAUCCAGUCUUAGCUUUCCUUGUGUUUUGAGAGUUAUAUCCUGUACACUUGUAGAAAUUUGUUUCGAGUGAGGUUAUUUUGAUAUAUGGUAUCCACAGACCCUCUACAGGAUAACAGUGAAGAUAAGCUACUAAACGAAUCGUGGAUUUUGAAUACGCGUUUAAUACAAAUCGAACAAUAAAUUCAGAAAAUAGUUGGAUUACUAACUGGUUUUCCAGCUAUCUUUCUAAUUCAGUCCUUAUUGGUGAGGUUCUACUUUCUGGGAUAUUGGAUAUUUGUGGCGUAUCUACUUUUGUUACCCUGUAUAAAGAGACAUGAAGUCUUGUCUUGAAAGAGGCCAUCGGCUAUCCAUCAGCAGGUCAACUGAAGACCUCGUUACUGCUCGUUUUACUAACGGAAACAUUUUACCGAUAUUUUUAAAUGAAGAAUCAAAAGCAAACGAUGUCCGACAAUACCCGACAGGUGCCGAGCAAAUCUCGAUGAGUCCUUCAGUAACAGAUGACGUAACAUUGACAGACCACCCAAGUGUUCUGAAAGAAGGGCACCUGUACCUUUCAACUAAUGCAGGCAACCGAUUAAGCAGAGUCUGGGUGGCGCUGAAGUCCCAAAGAAUUGAGGUGUACUAUAACGUCACUGAUCCUCUACCAAUGGAUGUUGUCCCACUCUCAGGAUGCCAACUGGAACCAUCAAAGCCCGAGGAAGAUGAAGCAAACGAUAAUUGCUUACCAAUAAGUCUAGUGAAAAAGGGGCAGAGUUCAGUCUGUUUAUAUUCAGAAAGGGCAGAUCACAAGGACUGGAAGGAAGCUUUGCAGUCCAGUAUCCAUUCCUGUUCGCUAAGUAUGGAAGGACUGAACUUGGAGUAUGGUGAUCUGGAGAGAACGACUGAACUCCGUAGGUGUACAAAUCAUGGUCCUCAGACAGACGAUAAAACUAUGGAUCAGAAGUUCGAACUUUUGCGAGAACUGCUGAAGCAAAAGAAAGAUCUCACAGAAAGAAAACAUCGAUAUUUCCCUAAGAUGCAGAGUUUAGACCAAACUUCUAACUACGCUCAUCACGAGGCUCUCCAGAGGGUAACACAUUUGCGUCAACGAAAGAUUUCGACACAGCUAAAGAUGGGUACUUUACAGAAACAGUUGCAAAGUAGCAAAAAGUCUCGGCCACAUAGUAUCCAUCAAAUACCACAGACUCAGCAUCACUUUCAGGAACAACUAGUGGAGCUGAACCGAACAUUACAAGAGAUUGACAGCCACCUGAACAAGAGUGCGCAUGAAGUAGACGCAAGCCUAAGAGAACUAGACAUCACGACAACUAACAGAAACUUCCAGGUUAAAAGCCACCCUCUAUUGGAAUCUAACAGUAACAAGAGUUCCUGCAGGCGAGGACCUGCCGAAGCGUCUCAAGAGAAACUACCUAAGAUUUAUGUAUCCAAGUCGGUAGACGACUGUAGAGGUAUGUCUCUUAAAGCUAAGGCUGCUAAGCUGAUCCCUUCUCCAAAACUAAGAAGAAAGCUGGGAGUUGAUGACUUGAAAAUAGCAGAAUCUUCACCAUCUUUGCCUCAAGCUAAUAAAAGGUCAUUGAGGGAUAAUUUUCGCGACUCCAUUAAUGAUCUGAAAGAAAAGGAUAUAGGCAAUAGCUCAACUAUAUCAAAAACAAGAACAAGCCCAUUUCGCAUGCUUGGUAAUUUUAUGGAAACUCAACUCCGAGGAAGAAUUGUACCCCUCAGACGAAACAGGUCUGCAGAGCGCCCCUUUGAAGGGUCUAAGAAAGACUCUGAGGUGUUUAGGUCGCGAUCAUCAUCGAAUGAAAAUAUGAUGUACAAAGAUUAUAGAAGACUUACAUCCAAGUUGACAUCACCCAUGGUCAAGAAUGAUAAAAACAAAAGUUUAGAGACAUGCACGAAAGUGGAUCCCGUUCCUGAGCCAAAGGACAAUUGUAUUGACUUGAUCGACAAAAAAGAAAGUGCACUCCACGAACGGAAAGAUGAAGACAGCAGUACAGAUGUACAAACGGAUAUCAAUCCUCGUGUCUUGGCGGAAAUUGAAGCUUUCGAACAGUUGGUACAGGAAUAUUUUCUCAACCAAAAACGCCAUCCACAUCUGUCGGUAUAACUUCAGAAUACUGUCACUGGGUCAUCAUAAGAAGUUGGUUAUUGUAUAUAGACUUCAACCAAUCACCUUCAUCCAUGAUCUGUUUUGCAGUUGGAAACGCCAGAAUAAGUGGAGUUAAGAUACAAUUAGUGCUGGAAAUCAAUAGUUUCAUUGCCAUACUACAUUUAAGAAGUGAGUGUGUAAACCUCCUGUUUCUUUUCUCUCUCUCUCUCUCUUCUUUUUUUUGUAAAAACAUAAAAUAAAACAAUGGGAAAGUUUGUGUUUUAGUACAAAAAAUAAACAUCUGAUUCUGCAGUUA